AUGUCGUCGUCGGCGGAGAACGACCCCACGGUGACGGUGACCGAGCGCGGCAAGGACAAGCACGAGGACGGCGGCGACAAGGAGCAGGGCGGCGGCGGAUUCAUCGAGAAGGUGAAGGACUUCAUCCACGACAUCGGCGACAAGAUCGGGUUCGGCAAGCCGACGGCCGACGUGUGCGGCAUCCACAUCCCGCACAUCAGCCUCCACCGCGCGGACCUCGUCGUGGACGUGCUCAUCAAUAACCCCAACCCGGUGCCCAUCCCGCUCGUCGACAUCGACUACCUCAUCGACAGCGACGGCCGCAAGCUCGUGUCCGGCCUCAUCCCCGACGCCGGCACCAUCCACGCGCAUGGCCAGGAGACCGUCAAGAUCCCCGUCUCGCUCGUCUUCGACGACAUCAAGAGCACCUACAAGGAUAUCCAGCCCGGCAGCAUCAUCCCCUACCUCGUCCGCGUCGUGCUCCUCGUCGACGUCCCCAUCAUCGGCCGCAUCAAGAUCCCGAUCCAGAAGGACGGCGAGAUCCCCGUCCCGUACAAGCCCGACGUCGACGUCGAGAAGAUCAAGUUCCACCACUUCUCCUUCGAGGAGACCACCGCCACGCUCCACCUCAAGCUCGAGAACAAGAACGACUUCGACCUCGGCCUCAACCUACUCGAGUACGAGAUGUGGCUCGGCGACGACAGCAUCGCCUCCGCUGAGCUCACCCAGACCGCCAAGAUCGAGAAGCAGGGGAUCACCAGGAUGCAGGUGCCCUUCAGCUUCAGUCCCAAGGACUUUGGAUCCGCUGUCUGGGACAUGAUCAGGGGGAGGGGCACGGGAUACACCAUCAAGGGCAAGAUUGAUGUCGACACUCCCUUCGGCAACAUGAAGCUGCCCAUAAGCAAAGAGGGUGGAACCACCCGCAUCAAGAAGGACGACGACGACGACGACGACGACGAUGACAACUGA
Miscanthus lutarioriparius is the source of this 948-nucleotide messenger RNA. NCBI's taxonomy places the organism in Eukaryota, Viridiplantae, Streptophyta, Magnoliopsida, Poales, Poaceae. The record is from the annotation of a GenBank genome assembly.